Molecule: messenger RNA, 1402 nt
Organism: Charadrius vociferus (killdeer)
Lineage: Eukaryota; Metazoa; Chordata; Aves; Charadriiformes; Charadriidae
Gene: PSMD14
Product: proteasome (prosome, macropain) 26S subunit, non-ATPase, 14
Exons: 12
Coding region: 145-1077 (310 amino acids)
Biological process (GO): proteasome-mediated ubiquitin-dependent protein catabolic process; protein deubiquitination
Cellular component (GO): proteasome regulatory particle, lid subcomplex
Molecular function (GO): metallopeptidase activity; protein binding; proteasome binding
Source: RefSeq, a predicted model, not a curated record
GAAGAAAAUAUUACUGAAAUACCGUUUGCUGACUUUGGAAGGAAAGGAGGAAAGAGACCUACUGGCGUUAUCUUUGUAGUCAAAAAGCGGGAGCUGCUGCUGCUGAGUUUGUUCUGUGAUCACCUCUUGCUGAGCACCAGAAAUAUGGAUAGACUUCUGCGACUUGGAGGAGGUAUGCCUGGGCUGGGACAGGGGCCACCAACAGAUGCUCCUGCCGUCGAUACAGCGGAACAGGUUUAUAUCUCUUCCCUUGCACUGCUGAAAAUGUUGAAGCAUGGUCGUGCUGGUGUCCCUAUGGAAGUUAUGGGUUUGAUGCUCGGAGAAUUUGUUGAUGAUUACACUGUGAGAGUGAUUGAUGUUUUUGCAAUGCCACAGUCCGGAACGGGUGUCAGUGUGGAGGCAGUUGAUCCUGUUUUUCAAGCAAAAAUGUUGGAUAUGCUAAAACAGACGGGAAGACCUGAGAUGGUAGUUGGUUGGUAUCAUAGUCACCCUGGCUUUGGCUGUUGGUUGUCUGGUGUAGAUAUCAAUACUCAGCAGAGCUUUGAAGCCUUAUCAGAAAGAGCUGUUGCUGUGGUGGUGGAUCCCAUUCAGAGUGUAAAAGGAAAGGUUGUUAUUGAUGCCUUCAGGUUGAUCAAUGCUAAUAUGAUGGUCUUGGGACAUGAACCAAGACAAACAACUUCAAAUCUGGGUCACUUAAACAAGCCAUCUAUCCAGGCACUAAUUCAUGGACUAAACAGACAUUACUAUUCCAUCACCAUCAACUACAGGAAGAAUGAACUAGAACAGAAGAUGUUACUAAACUUGCAUAAGAAGAGUUGGAUGGAAGGUUUGACACUUCAGGACUACAGUGAACAUUGCAAACUCAAUGAAACAGUAGUGAAGGAGAUGUUAGAAUUAGCUAAGAAUUAUAACAAGGCUGUUGAAGAAGAAGAUAAGAUGACACCUGAACAGCUGGCAAUAAAAAAUGUUGGCAAGCAGGACCCCAAACGUCAUUUAGAAGAGCAUGUGGAUGUGCUGAUGACCUCAAACAUUGUCCAGUGUUUAGCUGCUAUGUUGGAUACAGUUGUAUUUAAAUAACCAAUUUACUGUUUGUGAUGCUUUCUGUGUAUAUUUGUUUAUUGUUUCUAAUACUCACAAAACAGAGACUGUUGAGGGUAUAUUUGAUUAAACAGAGACAUCUGACUUCGUUUGCAAUGUAAGUGCAGCACUAUAACACCUUUCAGUCUCUAAUUGUGCAGUUGCUUCAGUUUCUUUAUGUCAGGGUCUUUACAGACUCCAAAGUAUUCAAGAACACAAUGUGGGCAAAAAAUGUAUUACUUUUCAUUUAAUAUUUGGGGGGAAAAUCAGUAGUACAUAUAUAUUUUGAUUGUUGCAACAUAAUAAAAAUACAUUUACAAACCUG